AUGAAGAGAAAACUUUACAAAUUGUCAUUGUUUAAGGAGAUAGAUGAGUUCAACCAAAAGGAUAGUGAUGGACAUUAGAGUGAUGAUUCCUCUACAUCUGAUGACUUUUUGAAUACCACAUUCGAAGCAUAUGGUAACAACUUUUGAUGAUUAGACUUAGAGUCUCAAAUAUUUAUAAGCAGCAAUCAAACACCUAUACAUUCCGAACAAUUGCAAUUCAUACAAGGAGUAUUUGAUAAAUCCGAGGAGAGUGAGCAAUCUUUUGAUUUCAACAUCACUAAUGUAAGUAAUCAAACCAAUAAUAGAUUGAAGGAGACAAUAGAACAACUCUGAUGAUGAGAAACAUUCCCCAGAAUUAUACAAAGGAAAUGCUGAUUUUGGAAAUUGAUUCAAAAUUCAAAAAUAAAUUUGAUUAUUUCAAUUUACCAUUUGAUGGCACUGUUAAUCCUGGUUAUGCAUUUAUCAAUCUUAAAUCAAAGUCAUAUCUUAAAGACUUCUAUAAUUAUUUUAAUGGCAGAAAAUGGAAGACCAAUCCAUAAAAUAAAGUAACUCCAUUUCAUUAUCGCAUUUAGCCUUGCUAUUUAAAAUAUGCCAAAAUAUAGCAUAAGAAAUUUAAGCAAAUCAAUCCCUAGAUAUAUAUACAACAAAGCAGUGUUAUCAAACUUAUUUAAAGUUAGAAAUAAUAAUGCAGUUUGUGA
This is a messenger RNA of Paramecium octaurelia, 698 nucleotides long. The record is from the annotation of a GenBank genome assembly. NCBI's taxonomy places the organism in Eukaryota, Ciliophora, Oligohymenophorea, Peniculida, Parameciidae.